Molecule: messenger RNA, 1664 nt
Organism: Oncorhynchus nerka (sockeye salmon)
Lineage: Eukaryota; Metazoa; Chordata; Actinopteri; Salmoniformes; Salmonidae
Product: protein mono-ADP-ribosyltransferase PARP12-like
Exons: 10
Coding region: 135-1664 (509 amino acids)
Cellular component (GO): nucleus
Molecular function (GO): metal ion binding; NAD+ poly-ADP-ribosyltransferase activity; NAD+-protein mono-ADP-ribosyltransferase activity
Source: RefSeq, a predicted model, not a curated record
CGCCCAGUGUGAUCGGGGAUUUCAAUUGGAGGGGCAGUUUUAGCCUAUCUUCAUACUGUACUGUCUUUGAUGUAGUGGUAUCCUGUGGUUCGCUGUCCUAAACCAGGAAAAACAGUCGCGUAAGUCAUUGUGAGAUGGCUCAACAAUUGUUAUUAAAAGUAAUUUGCAAUCAUCAGGGAACAUUGAACUAUGCAGAUCUGGCAGAUAUUGGGUGUGGGGCAGAUAUGAUCUGCGCUCUUGAUAAACUUGUUGAAAACGAUUUAUGUUCUAUAGCAGUGUGUAAUGGAAAUGAACGCAUUUUUGCGAAAACGAAAGUUAGACGCUGCAAGGCUCAGCAAUGUGAUGGCUGCAAUGAUUUACAUCUAUGUAAAUUGUAUCUAUUUGGGGACUGCAAGAAUAGUAUCGGAAGACGGACAUGCCGCUUUGGCCAUGACCUUCACUCCGAACACAACUCCAUAGUUUUGAGAGAGCAUAAACUUGAGACGCUGAGUAGACAGGAACUCCGGCAGCUAUUAUUACAGAAUGACAACUCCCUCCUUCCACCGGUGUGCAACUCUUAUAACAAAGGCACUAUGCCAUAUGGCAACUGCCCGGAUCAGGAGGGGUGCAGGAGACUUCACGUGUGUGACAGGUACAUCAGAGGAACCUGCUCCUCGGGAGCCAACUGCAACAGGAGUCAUGACUUCUUUGAGCCCCACCCACUGAGGACCCUGCAGCAGAGGGGGGUGCCAAACGAUCUAAUGGUGUCCAUGUUGUCCACCUACCAGAACAUCCAGGCCAUGAAAAGUGAAGGUGCCGGCGGUGCUGCUUCUAUCAACAGGCCCCAGAGCUGUCCUCAGAGAAAUACAGUGAGGAAUGAGAUCUGCCUGUUCUUUGUCAAGGAGGACUGCAAACAAGGAGAGAAAUGCUCGAGAGUCCACUUCAAAAUGCCCUACAAGUGGGAAGUGAAUGGUGGACAGACUUGGUCAGCUCUGCCAGAAAACGAAGCAAUCGAGAGAGACUUCUGUGACCCUUCUAAGAUACACAGUGAGGGAUCUGAGCGUGUGCGUUUCGACUCCAUGAGCCGCGGGUUAUGGGAUGUUCGCCGUCUCUCCACAGUUUCCUCUGUGACCAAGCCCACAUACGUACUCACCACAGAGUGGGUGUGGUUCUGGAAGGACGAGUACGGCAAAUGGAUCCAGUACGCAUCCAUCAAAGAGAUGCACAGAUUGUCGUCCAUCACCAGUGAAGACCUUGAGAAAAGGUUCCAGGAGGAUCAAAGUGCUGUGGUGAAGUUCACUGCAGGCCAGCAGUCUUAUGAGCUGAGUUUCAGAGACAUGACUCAAUUUAACGAAAGAUUUGGUACUACAAGGAUGGUCAGACGACGUCCAGUCUUUGUUUCAACUGUGGACGCACAAGCUGCAAGAAGCAGGAGAAAUGGAGCACGCAACCCCUCUCAGAAUUUCAGAGCUGUUCCUGGAUCUUGGGACAAGUCUGCGAUACCUGACAUUGGAUACAAGACAGUCACUCUUCUGAGUUUUGACAGGGACUAUCAGAAGGUCCAGAGACUUUUCAACAACACCAUGAGGGGCUUCCAAAUCACCAGCAUCGAGAGGGUCCAAAACAGGGACCUCUGGGAAGUCUUCCAGUGGUAUGUUUACAUCAACUCUCACACACAAUCCUAG